CUACUUCAGCAGAUAAUCAGCACUAUGGAAACUCAGGUGGCAAACGGUCCUACAAGCAACAACACAUCCAAUGGCCCAUCCCUCAACAGCACAAACUGCUCCAUACCAAUGAUGGCUGGGCCCUCCGACGACAGCAAGACCAAUCUCAUCGUCAACUAUCUACCGCAAAACAUGACGCAGGAAGAGUUCAAGAGCCUCUUCGGCAGCAUCGGGGAGAUUGAGUCCUGCAAACUCGUCCGCGAUAAGAUCACAGGCCAGAGUUUAGGAUAUGGUUUUGUAAACUACGUGGACCCCAACGAUGCGGACAAAGCCAUUAACACCUUAAACGGACUCAAGCUGCAAACUAAAACUAUUAAGGUCUCCUACGCCCGGCCCAGCUCUGCCUCUAUUCGAGAUGCCAAUCUCUACGUCAGUGGGCUUCCCAAGACCAUGAGUCAGAAAGAGAUGGAGCAACUCUUUUCACAGUACGGCAGAAUCAUCACCUCACGCAUUCUCGUCGACCAAGUCACAGGCGUCUCUCGAGGGGUUGGCUUCAUCCGAUUUGACAAGAGGAUAGAGGCGGAGGAAGCUAUCAAGGGACUGAAUGGACAGAAACCUCUAGGGGCGACUGAGCCCAUCACGGUCAAGUUCGCAAACAAUCCCAGCCAAAAGACGGGCCAGGCACUGCUCUCUCAGCUGUACCAGUCCACAAGCCGGCGGUACCCGGGACCCCUGCAUCACCAGGCACAGAGAUUCAGGCUGGACAAUUUACUUAACAUGGCCUACGGCGUUAAGAGAUCUGAUUCACACCCAAGCAGCCCUCUCUCUCUGUCCACCAGGUUCUCUCCGAUCACCAUCGAGGGCAUGACGAGCCUCGCUGGCGUCAACCUCUCCGGCCCAGCGGGCACCGGCUGGUGCAUCUUUGUGUACAAUCUCUCCCCAGAGGCGGACGAGAGCGUCCUGUGGCAGCUGUUUGGGCCCUUUGGCGCGGUCACCAAUGUCAAGGUCAUCCGUGAUUUCAACACCAACAAGUGCAAAGGCUUCGGCUUCGUCACCAUGACUAACUACGACGAGGCAGCGAUGGCAAUCGCCAGCCUGAAUGGCUACCGCCUGGGCGACCGAGUGCUACAGGUGUCCUUCAAGACCAGCAAGACCCACAAAUCAUGA
Molecule: messenger RNA, 1146 nt
Organism: Hemiscyllium ocellatum (epaulette shark)
Lineage: Eukaryota; Metazoa; Chordata; Chondrichthyes; Orectolobiformes; Hemiscylliidae
Product: ELAV-like protein 2
Exons: 6
Coding region: 25-1146 (373 amino acids)
Cellular component (GO): ribonucleoprotein complex
Molecular function (GO): RNA binding
Source: RefSeq, a predicted model, not a curated record